Musa acuminata subsp. malaccensis (wild Malaysian banana) is the source of this 1040-nucleotide messenger RNA. Its product is annotated as pre-mRNA cleavage factor Im 25 kDa subunit 1. Lineage: Eukaryota; Viridiplantae; Streptophyta; Magnoliopsida; Zingiberales; Musaceae. The record is from RefSeq and is a predicted model, not a curated record. Gene Ontology annotation, molecular function: mRNA 3'-UTR AU-rich region binding. Gene Ontology annotation, cellular component: mRNA cleavage factor complex.
UCGCGCCACAUUGCUGCCCCUUCCCCCAUAGCAUCUCUUCUCAGGCUUGCUCUGUCGCCCAGGAGAUUCACCAUGGAAAACGGUGAGACGUUCCACUGCAACGACAGCGGCGACGGCGGCGGUGGAAGCAACGUGGUGGAGAUAUAUCCCUUGAGUCGUUACUUCUUCGGUUCUAAAGACGCCAUCCCUGACAAGGACGACUGCCUGGCCGACCGAAUCCAGCGGAUGAAAGCUAAUUACGCGGCUCGUGGGAUGAGGACUUGCGUCCACGGGAUCCUUCUGGUCGAAUUGUUUCAACACCCUCAUGUGCUAUUACUGCAAGUGAGAAACUCUUUCUUUAAGCUACCAGGAGGUCGUCUUCGAUCUGGUGAAUCAGAUGUUGAAGGUCUAAAACGCAAGCUAUCAAGAAAGCUCUCCAGUGAAGAAAAUGGCACGAAUGAUGACUGGCAGAUAGACGAGCUUAUCGGGAUGUGGUGGAGGUCAGACUUUGAAACGUUACGGUUCCCAUAUUUGCCUCCUAAUUUGCGUCGACCGAAGGUGUGCACCAUCUCAUGUUGCUCUGUUGUAUAUAAACCAUGUUUAUUACUUUUGUUUUGUGGUUCUUUCCCUCUACAGGAAUGCACAAAGCUUUUCCUGGUUAAGCUGCCAAUGACACGGCAUUUUAUCGUACCAAGAAACCUGAAGCUGCUUGCCGUCCCGUUGUGCCAAUUACAUGACAAUAGCGAGACAUAUGGCCCGAUUAUAUCUGGUAUACCACAAUUACUGUCAAAGUUCUCCUUCAACAUCAUCCAAGAUUGAACGGGACUUUACACUGUUGCUCCUCGGAUUGGAUAUAUAGACAUUGGAACAAACCUCUCAUUAUAGGAGACAAUCAACACUGGCCUACCAGCAAACGACUUCUAUCAUGUAUAGUGGCGUGGGAAAUUUGUAGCUGAAGUCAAUUAGCAUACUGCGAAUGUACGUAUAGUAUUUUAUGGUGCAGAGUCUGUACAAAGUGGUUUCAAGGUAUCUUGAAUUUUUCUUGCACAUAGUUGGAAGCA